Molecule: messenger RNA, 1259 nt
Organism: Syngnathus acus (greater pipefish)
Lineage: Eukaryota; Metazoa; Chordata; Actinopteri; Syngnathiformes; Syngnathidae
Product: MAD2L1 binding protein
Exons: 3
Coding region: 173-1186 (337 amino acids)
Biological process (GO): regulation of exit from mitosis
Cellular component (GO): nucleus
Source: RefSeq, a predicted model, not a curated record
AGAAUUCCGACGUUUCCGUGAGCGUUUGAAUGCAACGUAGGCAAUAAUUUCCCCAUAAUGCCGUGGGGUAGUGGAAGUCACACACUCGGCGGCAACUUUUAAAUUUGCGUUUACCCAAACCCGAUCAAACUAAAAGCAAAACAGAAAACAAUCGCAAGCGUCGAAGGCAAUAAUGAAGCAGCCAAUCCCGUCUUCAAAAAAACUAGCAGACGCUGAAAUGAUGAUCGCACCAAGGUUACUGAAUGUUCCCGACGAUUCAAAUACAGGUGAAAAUGUCGGCGCGGCUGAUGGCAAACCAGAAGUGGGUGAAAAAGAAUUUAAAUGUUCUGAAGACGAAAGCCAGGAUCAAGUCAACAGCGCCCAACAGAACGACAACAUCACUGUGUCUUCAAGCAACUCGCUUGAAAACACAAAAGUAGGAGUCUGCAGCGUGACAACCGAGAAACAUCAAUUUAACGCAGCCGAGAGUGACGCAGAGAUGGCGAGAAGAGCAAAGGAGGAGGGAGUUGUCAAUGUCGUCUUCCCGGGAACUGUGACUCAAGAAGGCUGCUGCCGUUUUGUCAGCGAAAUCCUCAAGUGCAUUUUGUAUCAGAGGCAACAGCUGCCCAUGACCUAUGACCAACUCGUGCACUCCCAGAAGAAAUGGCAAGACUCAAAAGUGAAUAAAGACGUUUGUGGAAGGAAAGUGAAUAUGGCAGACGUAAAUGGACGUAAAUGUCAGAAGACGCUUCAGGACCUGGAGGAGGUGCUGCAUCAGCUGGAGGUGAUGUUCACUGUUAGCAAGGUACCCCGGGUUCUGCUGCUCAUGGGUGGUUCGCUCAUCCUCCCCAAAGAGAUCUACGAGAUCAACCUGGAGGCGCUGGUAUUGGAAAGUGGCGAACGAUGUCUACGCAUGUCAUCAUGUUUACGACAACUCUUCCGCACACUUUUUGUAGCUGACCUUUUGUCUGAUAGUAGACCAGGCCGUUUAAUGCCCACCACGGUCUUGGCACUGGCCCACAGAGACUGUGGGGUUGGUUGGUUCCACCCUAAACUCCAGUUUAAAGUGCCAACUUCAGUCAACAAACAAACGAUUGCUCUUUGUACUGAUCUGUGCAGUUUUAGCAACAAAAGCACAGACGUAGUGGACUGGAAGGAAUAUGUGUGGUUUCAAGCACCUACGACCAUCAAAGGCUUUCGCGAUUGAGUGUAAUAUUUUUAAUUUUUACUUGUAUAUUUUUAAUGAAACAUUGCAAUAUUAAUUGUUAUUAAAAUUAAUA